Messenger RNA from Aphidius gifuensis, 1016 nucleotides. RefSeq names its product STING ER exit protein-like. The record is from RefSeq and is a predicted model, not a curated record. The transcript is spliced from 4 exons. NCBI's taxonomy places the organism in Eukaryota, Metazoa, Arthropoda, Insecta, Hymenoptera, Braconidae. Bases 108 to 770 code for a protein of 220 amino acids.
AACAAUAAAUAGAGGUUAUCGAAACAGACAACUUGUUGUGUUUUCUUUUACGUUUCAAUACGUUUAAUAAAUUAAUUAUUUAUAUCAAUAAAAAUAUCUAAAUAAAAAUGCCAAAAGUUGUAUCAAGAAGUAUAAUUUGUUCGGAUACAAAAGAUCAAGAAGAAUAUGGUGAAGAAAAACCACUGCACACUUAUUAUUGUCUCUGUGGACAAAUGACACUUAUUUUGGAUUGUGCUGUUGAAAAAUUACCACUGAGAAAACGUGAUGGAGCAAGAGUUAUUGAUGGAAGUAAACAUGCUCACAGAGUAACAUGUGAGCAAGAUGAAACAGUUUAUCUUAAACGUCAAGAGGGAAUUGAAAGACAAUUUCGACAAAAAUGCAAAAAAUGUGGACUCUUGUUAUAUUAUAAACAUGAUCGAACAUCAAAUGUUGUAUUUAUUGUAAAAGGAUCUGUUAUUCAAAGCUCAGGAGAAGGACCAAUGACUGAUAUUUAUAAUCAAGUUGCAAUUGAAAAACCAAAGAAAAUUAUGGUGACAAAACAUACUAAAAAUAUGGGUAAAUUUAGUUCAGUAACAGUAUCAACAAUUGACGAAGAAGAAGAUGAAAUUGAAGCUAGAGAAGUUGCUGAUUCAUAUGCAAAUAAUGCUCGAAUAAUUGAGAAACAAUUAGAAAGAAAAGGAAUAAGUAAAAGAAAAGCACAAGUAAUGCCACCACCUGAACCAGAAAGCACAAAAAGAACAAAACCUAGAGGUACACUAUUGAAUAUGUAAAUUAUUAAUUUAAAAAAAUAAAUAAAUAAAUAUAUGUACAGGUAAAUAAUUAAAACAAAUUUUUGUAUUUUAAUAUUGUUGUAUUGAAAUAAUUUAACAUUACAUUAAAAGUAAAUCAUUCAAAAUAUAUAUAAAUGACUAGAUAAUUAUAAUCAAUUAUAAUUAAUUAAUUUAUAAUAAUAAUCGGCUAUUUAUUUUCACAAAUAUCCUAUAUUUAAUUAUUUCAAAUGAAAAAAAAAAAACAAA